UAAUGGCGUCUCGCUGUCGGCUAAAAUCGCGUUUUCCACUGGCAAACAACACACAAUCGUAGUUUUUUACUAUAAAUAAUCCGUAAUAGUGCAUACAUUUGAUGAAUUUCUUUAAUUGGUUUGUAGUGUUUUAGUUUUUCGUUCUCGUUUCGUUACUGGAAAAUGGAUAUACCCGCUCCUCCGAAUGAUAUCGAAUUGAGAAAUAUCAUCGACAAGCUCGCGGAAUUCGUUGCCCGUAAUGGUCCGGAAUUUGAGUCGAUGACCAAAUCGAAACAGAAAGGAAAUCUAAAGUUUGCCUUUCUUUACGGUGGAGAGUAUUACAAUUAUUACCAGUACAAAGUAACUAGCAAGCAGUCAAUGAUGAAACAGGGAGGCCAUCCUCUCCCACUGAUGGGACAGCAAGUGAAUCCGUUCGGCCAGCAGUCACAGAACCAACAACAACAACAACAACAACAGAAUCAAAACAGCAAUCAAAUGCCACAAAUUUGGUCCAAUCCACCACCUCCCCAAGCUGCUCCACAGCAACAGCAGCAACAACAGGCGCCACCGCAACCGCCGGUGAUUAGUGCCCAGAUUGCAGCACAGAUUGAAGCUAUCAAUACCCAGCAAAUCGCUUUGCGCGAGCAGAUUCGCCAGUCGGAACUGAACCUGACCGCUCAGCAUGGGGUACUUUUACAGCAACAACAAGCGCAAAUCGAUGAGGCAGUAACACGGGCCCAGAAUGAUGCCCUAGUCAAGCAAGCGGAUGAUAGCAAAGUUUCGCUUAGUGACUUCGAUGCUAAACUGCAGCCCAUCAUCGAUUCAUGCACCAAGGAUAGCAUCUCUAAUGGAAAAGGCUGGAUUUUACAGCAUUGUACCGAUUCGGGAAAAUGUCAAAUUAUUUCGCAGUAUCUUUUGAGAAAGGCACUUAUUGCCGGAGUUAUAUUCGCGCAGAAAUUACAUCUUAUAUACUUAGUGAACGAUGUAAUUCACCACUGUAAUAAACUUUCCAGCAUCCGGAAGCGUACCGAUGAGCUGAAAAAAUGUUUGGAGAGUGCCGUCAUACCCAUGUUCUGCAACGCUCAAAUCACGGCCCAAAGCGAUGAACAGCGCGCAAAGCUGUCCAAGCUGCUAUCCCUGUGGGAAUCGAAGGGGAAUUUUUUCGAUGCCUGUGUAAUAUCAAAACUCAAAUCGCCUCCGUCGUCGCUCCAGGAGUACCAGAACUCAUUGCUCACUCAAUACGCUGCUAUCGUUGCACAGAUCACGCAGUCUACAAAAGUGACCUUCGAUAAUUAUCAACAACAGCACCAGGCAUUCGUCCAGCAUGCCACACAGCAGUUGGCAUUGUUGGAAAAACAGAAACAACAGAUCGAGCAACAGGCUCUGAAAGCUGCUCUUGUUGCACAGCAGCAGAAAAGUGCAGCACCUCUGCCACUACUGCCGGAGCUAUCCGGCGGUGCAAAUAACGGUCUUGGUCAGGUAAACUCCAUUCUUAACGCUAGUCGUGGAAAUAAUGACCGAAAUGUGUCCAUUCCAUCAUUGUUGGAGCAGAACAUCAAUUUCACGUUGCUGUCAGGUGCCCUCCAGAACUUGCAGAACAUUAACAGUCAGACUCAGAACAGUAGAGACAACGAUAGCAGAAACAGCAGUCUCGGAGCAGAUGAUCGUGAUCGGCGUGGAAACUAUGCGCAAUCCAACAAUUCAGGGGACGGCAACAACAAUAAUGGUGAUUACACGCAGCCACCGCCCAACUUUCCAAUUCCGGAUAUGUCCCGACCUCCACCUGGUAUGCACGACUAUCCGUACAGUUCGCGAGACAACGAAGAUUCGGAUGACAGACGAAAUGAUGAAUACGAUGAUCAACCAGUUGAUGACGAUGAUCAUCGAGGCGAGGACGAACAGGAUCAAGAAGCGGAACCAGAGUUCAAAGAGGAUCAACGACCGCAAAGUCCGCAGCAACCGUCAAUUCCCUAUUUUGAACUGCCUGCCGGGUUAAUGGUUCCUUUGAUUCGCCUCGAAGACUUCAGCUACCAUCCGCUGGAUCCCGAGGACAUACGAUUACCUCCGCCGGCACCUCAGAACGAACGUUUGUCGUCGGCAGUGGAGGCUUUCUAUGCACCCCCUAGCCAUGAGAGGCCUCGUGAUGGCGAAGGAUGGGAGAAGCUAGCCUUGUAUGAGUACUUCAAAGUUAAAAACGCCUCCCGCAAGCAAAAGGAAGAAGAACUUGAGGCAGGAGUACGAGAACGUUCGAGAUCUCCAACACCGAUCGAUCCAGAACUGCUUAAGGCAUCCAAAAAACAAAAGAAACGGGUCUAUCGUUCGAAGAGCCGUAGUCGAUCAAAGUCCCGAUCCAGAGACCGAUCACGGUCUCGCUCGCCCGUUCGAUAUAGGAACAGAUCACGUUCCAGAUCCAGAUCCAGGUCCAGAUCGCCUCGACGGGUACCACGUAAUAGAAGCCGUUCACCACCUCGCAGAGACCGAGAUCGUUCUCGAGAUAAACGGUCACCGACUCCACCGAGCUUCGGUGGAAGUGGCUUCGGCAGUAAAAAUGUGCAGGCUUUCCCGGAUGAUAAAGUGCAAAAGAUGACCGGGCUAGGUGGAAUAGGGGCUUUACAGGCCGCAGGAGGCGAAAUAUGGGGUGGCAACGAUCGAGAAGGUCUAGGAUCGUACGGAGCAAGGAAUGAUCCGUACGAGAGUUUUCGCAAAAACAAAGGCGCAGCAUUUAUAACACGCAUGAAAGCUAGGGCCGACGAUAGGUAAGGCCGCUAAAUGUGGCAUCACGAAAACUUUUUCGUGAUAUUUAAGUGUGUCAAUCUUAUAAGUGAGACAAACGAGGACAUCCU
This is a messenger RNA of Ochlerotatus camptorhynchus, 2822 nucleotides long. RefSeq names its product calcium homeostasis endoplasmic reticulum protein (gene scaf6). Gene Ontology annotation, molecular function: RNA binding. Lineage: Eukaryota; Metazoa; Arthropoda; Insecta; Diptera; Culicidae. Bases 163 to 2739 code for a protein of 858 amino acids. The record is from RefSeq and is a predicted model, not a curated record. The transcript is spliced from 10 exons. Gene Ontology annotation, biological process: RNA processing; intracellular calcium ion homeostasis. Gene Ontology annotation, cellular component: perinuclear region of cytoplasm.